Calliphora vicina (urban bluebottle blowfly) is the source of this 7853-nucleotide messenger RNA. It is a transcript of the gene Epg5, whose product is annotated as ectopic P-granules autophagy protein 5. NCBI's taxonomy places the organism in Eukaryota, Metazoa, Arthropoda, Insecta, Diptera, Calliphoridae. The coding region runs from base 112 to 7635 and encodes 2507 amino acids. Gene Ontology annotation, cellular component: cytoplasm. The transcript has 25 exons. Gene Ontology annotation, biological process: autophagosome maturation. The record is from RefSeq and is a predicted model, not a curated record.
AAUAUAAAAUAAAUACAAAGAACUUUAAUCCCAUACAUUUGGAAUAAAAAAAGUGAAACGAAAAAAUAAUAUAGCUAGUAAAAAAGAAAAUAUAAAUUGUGGAUCAUCAAUAUGGCGACUUUGGAGAAACCAAAAAAAAGCAAAUCUAAAAAAUCGAAAAUAAAAGUGACUGCGGCCCAUGUUGAUAUCGAAGAAGAUUCUGAAAAUGAGUCAGAAAAUUGCGUUGUUAACAAAGAAAUACCAACUACUUCUGCUGCAGCCGGCGAUGUCACAAAAGCUAAAAACUCUAGUAUCGACAACAUAAAUGACCUGGUGGCAUCGACAUCUGCCACUAGAGAUAAUAUAGUGACUAAAGAAUGUUUUAUUGCUUCCGGCUAUAAAGAUGACGAAUCCAUACAGCCAGAUAAGGGGGCUAAUAGAAUAGAAGCAAAACCUGAAGCACAAGUUCAACCUGAGGAUAACAUAAACACUCCCUCGGCACCUCCUUGCUUGGAGGAUAUUCAACCGCCCACAACUUUAAGCUCAACUAAUUUGAUUCAAUAUCCCCAGAUACAACGUUUUCAAUAUGAAGAAACUGCGCCCGCUGUCGUUUAUAGCCCUACCAAAAUACGUACUUCCGCUUUUCGUUUAUCAGCCUCAAAACUUCAACCCCUUAGCCAGGAACAACUGUAUCAAUAUUAUUAUUGUGCUGAUCUCACAGUGGUACAACAAUUCGAAAUGGAAUUUCUUAUGAAUUCACUUCUGGAGACUUAUGAAAAUGAGCCUUUGUACGCUGCACUGCAGGAAUACUAUCACAUGCAAAGCAAAUUAACUAUGAAUUUACAUGAUGUCAAGAAAUUUCGCAAAGAAGCAGGGGCUGCCCAAGAGCACAUAUGGGUAGAGGUGCCCAUUACUAAGACAUUUUCCGAAAAAUGUGGUGAUAAAAUAGAGGUUAAAGAGUCUGUUACUUUCAAUAUUAUACAAGUUGAUGGUAAAAAUUUGGAAGCUGCCACCUCAGCUUUAACAGUUCUAUUUGAUAUUAUAUCAAAUACAUAUACCAGUAAUUUAAUUACAACAAAAAUCAUUAAAAUUAAGAUCGAUCAAAUGAUAGAUGAAUUAAUCUACUGUCCCUCAAAAGAUGUUGAUGAACCCCUUAAACUUCAAUCCCAACUUGACAGCAAUUUAUUGACAAUUAUUGCACAACUACGCAGAGCUUUAAGCAUACUUUUCCAUUUUUCAAGGAAAUUAUCACCCAAUAAGGAUUUCGAUAAAGAUUUAAAAUUUUGGUUUAAAAAACUAAUAUCGCUACAUUUACGCUUGGCCACCAAAGAAGAUCAUUGGUUUUUACUAUUCAAUAUCUUACGAUGUCCCAGUGGUGUGGGUACUUGGGCUAGUGAAUUUAUACAAAUUCCCUGUAAUCAACAAGUUCCUCUAACCUCCUCCAAACAUACAAAUGAAUUGCCACUGCAAUUAAAUUCACCGGAAAUAAAUCAUUGCAUGUCAGUGUUACAAGUUCUACUUAUGCCCAUUAAGAAGCGUAAUGAAUAUUUGAAGCAAUUCACUCAGUCUCAAAAGGAAAUAACGGAUCCGGUCACGGAGGAACGUUGGAUAUUGGUGGAUUCGGAUGGUGAAGACAGUCAUACGCCAGCCGGUGAUUGUGUGGGCCUAAAAGAAAGUGAUUUAAUUGCUUUACUCAAUCAAAUUCCCUUGGAGGAGCUAUUUAGAUCUGCUUUAAGUAUUGAAAAAUUUCUAGAUGAUUACAUUGUCGCAACAGAUUUCAUAACAGCUGAGAAAAUGCUUCAAGUCUUAGCGUUCUUUUCCCAACUGCUGACUCUCUUUGGUGAGGGCAUGUUGACCUACAACAAUGAACGUUAUAAACAAUUAGCCAAACGUUUAGGACGUUUAAUGAGACACUCUCUGCAAUAUGUUUCCGAUUACCAUGAGCUGUUUCGGCAAAAUAAUAUUUCAAAAGAUUUGACCAUUAGCGAACGUAUUGCUUUAGAAAACAACAGUUUACUUUUGAAAGCUUGCAGAUAUAUAUAUCGUACUCGCAAUUUGGCUACUUGGCAGUAUUUCUCCUCAUUGCCUUUUUCUUCUAUGGAUGCUGAUACAAUUUGGCAAAUAUUUUAUUACUUGAAUGUGGGAUUUCCAUCAAAUCUUACAACACCGGAAGAAGAUUACAUGGAUCUUUUGAAUGCCUCCGAUUUUUGGGCCAAAUUCAAUAUAGCCAAUGCUGACUCAUCUGAUGAGGAUUUAUAUUACCUACUGCAAGCUUUCUUUGAAAUGGCCAACGAUAGAGAUAAAAACAAGGAUUGGGAUUUAAUAAAAAUCAUUUGUUUGCAUAUUUUUAAUAUUGGCUUCAUCAAUAAUGAUACCCGUGACAUUUGCUAUAAGACUGCCCGAGAUAUGUUGGUUAAUUUAACUUUAUCCUACGAAGAUUUAAUGUCCUGUUUGUUGGCUCAACUGAAGACACGCUUUGAGGAAUGUGAAAAUGUUAAAUAUUUAUUUAAAUCGCUACCACUUGAAAAUUGGAAACCGGAUAUGGAAAGUUUUGAAACACUUUCCAACUGGCUGUUGCAUUUCGAUUUUAAAACAGCCGAAAAUAUGUUGGCACGCAUUAUUAUCAGUCAUUUAAAUUGGUCAUUCGAUUGUGAUGGUCGCUUGUUUUUGCCUCACAACAUACACGUGCGCAUGGCCUGUCUUAUUUCCGAUGCUUUGACCAAACACGCCCCUGAAGUUUUAGGACUAUCGGGUAUUUCGGAAAGUGUACGCCAGGUUUCAAGUCUUAUUGAUUUUAGUCAAUCGACCAGGGAACAAUUUAGUACUUGGUGUUGGAGUAUAGUUUCCAUAUUACGUUUGCAUAUCAUGGAUCAGAAUGUAGAACAAGUUAAGCUUACUUUACGUAAUCCGGCAGAAGCUUUAAUGUUUGUCUCUGAAUUGGAACGUAUUGAUUUGAUAUAUCAGGGCGUCACAGAGAAUAGGCCUUUGGCUUUAUUUGUAGCCAUAUUAGUGUCAUCGCAUGGUCAUUCGAUACCUUUAAUAUGUCAGAAGGGGUUUGAGUUAAUGCAGCGUUUGUUAAGUGAUCAUCGGCACGCUGCGGUCAUCAGAUGUUUGGAGUUGAUAGUGCCUCUGUUCUUGGAAACGCCUGAAACAUUGGGGAAUUCGGAGGGUUUCCAUGCUAUUUUAUAUACUUUAUUAAAUGCCGAUAAAACCUACUUGAAAAUGGCUAAGGACAUGGUCUAUCCAAAUACAGUUGGACCUGUUUUGGAACUGUUCGACAAUAUGAUACAUCAUCAAAUAACAUCGUAUAACAAUUAUGGCCUUUCAUCCCCUUUAAAUCUUAUUAACAUUUGGCUACAUUGCCUUACAGCUUUGCCCAAUUGGCAAAAUACUUAUGUUGUCUAUUUGUUGGAUAAAAUCCUUAGAGUAGCAUAUCAAUUUCCCGAUGCUCAUAUGCAAUGUUUGGAAUUUUUCCACAACUACUACAGGGAAUGUACAGAUUGGAAGGGUGUCAAUAAAAUGUCUACCCUUAAAGGUUUCUUUGGUGGCAAUCAAUCAAAAAUGCCUGUUGUAUCAGCCUAUCAUCCUUGGUUGGCAUUGGUGUUACUCGAAAUCGAAUUCAAAACACAAGAUUCUUGUAUAUGGAUUGAAUUAUUGCGACAGCUAAGUACAGCUGGUACAAAACCAAAUGUUGAUGCUGUUUUAAAGAAAACCUUAAAUAUAGCGAAAAAACCUACUUACCCAGCCCAUAUGCUGGUUAUCUACAAAUAUGCCAAUCUAGUAGCAAAUAUGGAUAUAAAUCAUGCUCUCUUUGCCAUAAUUAAUCAAAAGUUUUUCGAAUUGUAUUUAUCGCGCAUACCCACACACUAUGACGAUCACAGUUUCCAACAAAUCUUUGGAGUUUCAGAUAAAUUCUAUGAUUUCAAUAUAACAAUAAUGAAGAAAAUUAAAACACAACUUAAGGCGGCUGAAACUCUAUAUGAAAAUGAAGCAAAAAAGCAUGCUCAAGAUGAUGGUCUUAGUUAUUGUUAUAGAAAUUGUGCUAAAAUUAUGAAAACCUAUGCCUUGUGGCUAGAAGAUACAGCUAUGAAUAAAAUGUCUAAGGAACAAACCAAUUAUCCGCCUCAAUAUAAUAAUGAAAAACUAAAAGAAAUUCUUAACGGCAAUACGACUCAUUGGACUGAGUUCUUAUAUCUCCCCUCUAUACGCAAAGAACAACGUUAUCAGGCAGAUCAAUGGUCCCGCAAAUGUUUCCGUUUAAAGUCCAAUACAAAUUUACGCUCUCCUUUGCAGCCGAAAGCAAAAGCUACGCCUAUACAACGUAUUAAGUCACACUUAAGUUCUUAUGAUUCACAUUUACCUCCUCCGCAAUAUAUUAAACCUUCUGUGUUUGUGCAAAAGGAAAUUUCACAGCAUUCUCUGAAGGAAUUGAAAGAAAGGCUGAGAGUUUUAACUGGUACUGCAACUAAAUUUCACUUUAAAACUUCUGAACUCAACGCUAUUAAUCGCAACUACAUGGACAAUAUUGUAAAUCUUUAUAAAAUGGUGCCUUAUGAAGAAAUAAAAAUUAAAAGUUGUAAUUCACUGCUAUUCAAUCGUCAGUGCACAAAUCCUGCUAGAAUAAUUACAACUCUAGAAAUGAUACGCAAAGAUGAACAAGUACAGGAGAAAAUCACAACGUAUCGCGAACGACAUGACAAAAUCGUUGAUGAAAUGUUAAACGAAAAUGUAGAAGAUUUCGCCAAAUGUGUGGGACAAAUUGGUCAGAUUCUACGUUUAUUGUUGAUAAAGAGCAAUGAUCCACAUGAUGUUAUGAAUCAAUUGAAGUCGAAUACGGGCAUAGAGUAUUUCUAUCAUGUCAUUGAGAAUAUGUCGGAUAUAACAAUGAAAUUUAAUGCUACAAACAAAUUCUACACAGAAUUAUUAAAUGAUUUGGGGGUAUUUAUACAAGAAAACCAGGAAAGUGAAGGUUUAAAAAUAUUAGAGCUGGCCAUAAAAAGGCCAAAUUUAAUAAAAGCAAUGACUGGUGUAUUUGUGCCCAGUCAAACACGUCCUCCCCAUUUCCUAAAAAUGUAUCAAUUCCUUAUUGAUUCCCAUUUGAAGCGCUGUGAUACAAAAAUUUUAUUUGUUUUGUUUUCUAAGUUUGAUUUAUUAUUAUGGCUGGAGUCCUAUCGUCCCAAACUAUUCGACAUAAAUAACCUAUUACAAUUGGUUUUACAAGGUCUAGAGUCUUGGUCUCAGCCUUCCUCGUCUCUUUUGCAAGAUCAAUUUCGUCGUCAUUUGGUUCACAUAUUCGAUUAUGAUUUUCCCGAACAUUAUGGUGAAGUUAUGCAAAUGGUUUUAGAUCGCAUAUCCGAUCAGAAAUUAAUGCCCAUAGUACUGUUGGAUCUUCUGAAUUCAUUGCUCAUUAAAUUCAAUUGUGAACAAUUUAAUUUGAAUACCAGCCAAGAAAAAUUAGAAGAGAUUUCAAUGGACUUUGCUAGAAGACAAAACCUUUUUAAUCUUAAGGCUUCAACAGAUACGAUCAUGUUAUUUGCUCGUCACUUUCAAAAGGAGCGUUUAAGUCAUGGUUUACAUGGCCUAUACCCUAAACACAAAGACUACUGCAAACCUCUGGCAUUGUGGUUUUCUUGUUUUGGCCAUUGUCUGCUAGUGACCGCUAUAUGUACCUAUCAGGAAUUGUUAGCAGAUCAAAUUUGUGAUUUAGUAUUUGGUUCCAUAAUAGAAAUGUAUUCGCCCUGGCUUAUUACCUACACCGAACAAACAAUUCAAGAAUCUUCUGCCAAUUGGAUACGUCAGCUGAUCAAUAGUGUUAAUGGCAAAAUGUUAUACCCUUGGAGUGAACAGCAUGCUGGUUCUAGCAGAAUAAUUAUUAAAAAUUUCAUUCGAACUUUAAUAUUUAUUUUGGAAAAUUUACCGAUUUCUCAUAAAAUUCUGGCUCAUACGUUUAGUUGGUACAUUCACCAUUUCACGAUUCCCAAUAUUGAGUAUUUUGUAUAUGGACCCAUACAUGAGGGUAUUGCUGAACUACCUUGGGAAUAUUUUAAACCUCAAGUGGAAUAUAUCGAUAUGUUAUACGACAGUUUACAAAAGUUCAUUCCUGAAGCCCAUGCCAUGCUGGGACACAUUUUUAUACGCAUAAAUUGGAAUGAAUGGUUUUCCGAAACACUGCCUACAAUAUCCGUACAACAGCGAACGACAGUCGUCUCACGUUUAUUUACAAUUUUCAUUAAAAUCGCCUUUGAGCCCAAUAUACACAUACAAGUGAAUACAAGCAAAAUACUUGAAGAUGCCAUUAGUUAUCCUUGGUACAUGGUAGAAUAUACAGAAUUGGAGAAUCUAUUGAAAUGGUUUGUGACCACAGUGGAACCGACCAUCAUUCUUAAAAUACCAACAGAAAGCAAUUAUGCCGAUAGAGCGGUAUUAGACUUAAUUCGUUUAACCUGUGCGAUGAUGCCAGAACGUGGUGAUCAAACUAAAAAUAUAUCGAAUGCUACAGCAAAACGCAUCUUAUAUACAAGAUCUAUGAUUCGUUUGCAAAGAGCUUGUGCGGCCAAAAAUUCAAAACUUUUGGCUACAAAAGAAGGACAUCGUGUAUUUAAAAAUGCAUUCGAAGAAUUGCUAAAUACUUUAAAUCAAUCCUUGUGUGCGCUGGCUGCUACAAAAUCCUACGAGGAGCAAAGACGUGAGGCCUUAAAUGUAAUGUUGGAAAUUAUUUUACCUAUGCAAACACAAAGUGAGGAAACUUCAAAUUUACACAUUGAAUGUAUGAUGAAAUGGCAGGAGUUACAUGCCCAACCUGGCAAUAUAUUGAUGUGCAGUAUUUUAAGUGCCAUUGGUCAUAUGAAAGCUUUUAUAGGCGGUACUUAUACGUUACUGGAGACUAGUAUUGCUUUUUAUUUUCGUUCUUCGCAGGAGAGUUUAGAUUGGCAUACACCCUCUUGGGUAAACCUAUUGCAGUUAUUGCAAAUGUCGUUGGAGAAACUGGAAUUAAUGCCGAUUAUGAGGAAUUCCUCAAUGUUUACAUUGCAUAUUUUCAUUUUAUAUAAAAUGGAAAAAAUGCCCACAGUUGGUGAUCAAAUAACAUUCCUGCAAGAUCUAAGUCAAUUGGUGGAAAGUCUAAAGACAGAGCCUUCUAGUGAGCCUGUUUUGGCAGUAGUUUGGGGUUCUAUGAUAUCAUGGGGUUGUAGAAUUAUCGCACAGGAACCACACAACGCCAGAAAACCUUUAAUAAUGUUGGCACGCCAUUUACAAAUAAUAUCAACACAAGCAGAAAGUUGGGGUGAUGGUAUUUUAGGAGCUAUUGGCUUUAAAAAGGAUGUGGUAACAAACAAACGUAAAGUUCUAACACGUUGUCUGGCAAUUGUGGUAUUUUCUUUGUUCCCCUAUAAAAGUCAUACGGGUGAUAGUGUAGUGCCUAGCGAAGAUCAUUCCUCCUCUGUGCGGGAAUUAUCAAUGCUAUUGGCCAAUAAAAAAUUCAUCGAUGUUAAACCAUUGAUUGUUCAAUCUAUAGGCAUUUUGAAUGAAAAUCCAAUGCCUCAGCUAAGUGAUGUGUCUCAUUUGGUGUGUCGUAUAAUAUCGUUAUUUUAUAAUAACGUCUUUCUUACCACGGUACCCGAAGUUUGGGAAAUGGACUUUAAAAUUCCUGCUAUGUAAAAGUGAUUUUCGUUAAUUUUUGUUUACUUGUACUAAUACGCAUACAUACACAUACUUUUUGUGAGUCUGGUUAUUUUUCUAUAGUUAUUUUUAUAAACAUAUUUACAUUAUAAUCGUAAAAAAGUAAGUGAAUCCAUACGUUAUUUUAAUUUCGAUUAUUAAUAUUUUACUUUUUUUCUUAAAGAAUAAAAUUAUAUGUAAUAUUUUUGAAAUAUUAA